CCUCAACAGCGCCCGCCUGAGGCGAAAAAUAAAAGGCGGGAAAAGCGGCCGCCAUUUUGGCCGCUAUGGAAGCUGAGGCGCAGAGGUUGAAAGCGGCUUUUCAUUACACUGUUGCCUGCCUGUGCCAGGAAGUUGCUGAAGAGAAAAACAUUCAGUUUAGCAAACAGACCAUCGCAGCUAUUUCUGAGAUCACCUUUAGACAAUGCGAAAUUUUUGCCAAGGACCUUGAAAUGUUUGCCAAGCAUGGAAAACGGAGUACAAUCAAUGUUGAAGAUGUGAAGCUUUUGGCUCGAAGGAGCAACUCAUUGUUGAAGUAUAUUACUCAGAAGAGUGAUAAGCUUUCUUUGAAUAACCUGGAACAAAAAGAGAAAAGGAAAAAGAAAUCGGCUGCUAAGAAAGGAGGAAAAAAUUCAAAUGAGCUUGAAGAACCUGCGGCAAUCGAGAAUGAAGAUUCCAACAUGGCAUAAAACUCACUCUUGCUGGUAUCAAGAUGGGGAUUUCUCACGUUCGUUAUGGAGCCCAGAUCUUCAGUGUCAUCUUGCCUAGAUUACAAUUCUUUUUUUUUUUAAUAAGCACAGUGUAUUUGGAAAAUAAAAGCAAUAAACAU
Molecule: messenger RNA, 607 nt
Organism: Pseudonaja textilis
Lineage: Eukaryota; Metazoa; Chordata; Lepidosauria; Squamata; Elapidae
Gene: CENPS
Product: centromere protein S
Biological process (GO): replication fork processing; resolution of meiotic recombination intermediates
Cellular component (GO): FANCM-MHF complex
Molecular function (GO): chromatin binding; protein heterodimerization activity
Source: RefSeq, a predicted model, not a curated record